GGUUGCGCUUUACGGCGGCGCGCCCCUCGGUCCCGGCUCAAGAUGGCGGCGGGGCCGCGGCGGCGAGGAGCGCCGGGGUUAUAGAGGCCGCUGCGGCGGGAGGGAGCCGGGCCGCCCCGGCCGGGCGGAGGGGUCUCUCCCUCUUUUUUUAAAGUUUUUUUUUCUGAGGCAGAAGGAAAAAGGUCAAAAUGGGGCGGAGAUCCACAUCAUCCACCAAGAGUGGGAAGUUUAUGAAUCCCACGGAUCAGGCCCGGAAGGAAGCUCGGAAAAGGGAACUAAAGAAGAACAAAAAGCAACGAAUGAUGGUACGGGCAGCUGUACUGAAGAUGAAAGAUCCAAAGCAGAUUAUCCGGGACAUGGAAAAACUGGAUGAGAUGGAGUUUAACCCAGUACAGCAGCCACAACUUAAUGAGAAAGUGCUAAAAGAUAAACGCAAAAAACUCCGUGAGACUUUUGAGCGUAUUUUGCGGCUCUACGAGAAGGAGAAUCCUGACAUCUAUAAAGAACUGCGCAAGUUGGAAGUGGAGUAUGAGCAGAAGAGAUCACAACUCAGCCAGUAUUUUGAUGCUGUCAAGAAUGCUCAGCAUGUGGAAGUGGAAAGUAUCCCCUUGCCAGAUAUGCCGCAUGCUCCCUCCAACAUCCUCAUACAGGACAUUCCCCUUCCAGGGGCCCAACCACCUUCUAUCCUCAAGAAGACAUCAGCCUAUGGACCACCAGUUCGGUCCAUUUCUGUACUUCCUCCUCCUGGGCUUGGUGUUCCACGUUUACCUCCAGGCAGGAAGCCCCCUGGACCUCCUCCAGGGCCACCCCCACCUCAGGUCCUACAGAUGUAUGGCCGUAAAGUGGGUUUCACCUUGGAGAUGGCUCCUCGAAGGCGAGAAGAGGAGAUUUCUUACAGUUCUGAAGCAGGACAGCGAGGGCAUGAUGAUGAUAUGUCCAGUACUAGUGAAGAUGAAGGUUAUCCUGAGGAUAUGGAUCAAGACAAGCAUGAUGAGAGUAGCGAUGAUAGUGACAGUGAUAGGUCAGAUGCAGACAGCGAAGGCGAGGACUUCCUGCAUCGUGAUAAUGACAAGGAGAGGGAAGGUGGUGAAGAAAAGAAAUCAGGUCAUAGCGUACGGUUUGCAGACAUGCCUGGGAAGUCACGGAAAAAGAAAAAGAACAUGAAAGAACUGACUCCACUCCAGGCCAUGAUGUUACGAAUGGCAGGUCAGGAGAUUCCAGAAGAAGGGAGAGAAGUGGAGGAAUAUUCAGAAGAGGAGGAGGAGGAGGAAGAGGACUCAGAGUCUGAAGAGACAUCACAACAACAGCAGCAGCAACAACUCAGUGAGGAAGCUCUUGCAGAGACGGGGUCAUCUACUGCAACUUCCCAGACACAACAGCAGCAACCGCCUCCGCAGCCUGUUCCUCCAACUCAGAUACAGGCACCUCCUAUGCCUGGGCCACCUCCGCUAGGACCACCUCCGGCCCCUCCGCUGAGGCCCCCAGGCCCACCCACCGGCCUUCCUCCUGGCCCUCCACCAGGAGCUCCUCCGUUCCUGAGACCUCCUGGCUUACCAGGACUGCGUGGGCCUUUACCUCGACUUCUACCACCGGGCCCUCCGCCUGGGCGACCACCUGGCCCCCCCCCAGGCCCCCCCCCAGGUCUGCCCCCAGGUCCUCCUCCUCGUGGGCCGCCUCCUCGCCUGCCCCCUCCUGCCCCACCAGGUAUCCCUCCUCCUCGCCCAGGCAUGUUACGGCCACCUCUGGUGCCUCCAUUAGGACCUGCCCCACCUGGGCUCUUCCCACCAGCUCCCAUUCCAAAUCCUGGGGUACUGAGUGCCCCACCCAGCUUGAUUCAGCGCCCCAAGGCGGAUGACACCAGUGCAGCCACCAUUGAGAAGAAAGCCACGGCCACGAUCAGUGCCAAGCCGCAGAUCACUAACCCCAAGGCAGAGAUCACUCGCUUUGUGCCCACUGCUUUGCGAGUGCGUCGGGAGAAUAAAGGGGCUUCAGCUGCCUCCCAGAGAAAACAGGAUGAUGAGCCUGCUCUCCCAUUAACCAAAGCUGCCCCUAAGGCUGGAUCAUCUGCCCCUAUCUCUGUACAGACAAAGGAUGAUGUGUAUGAAGCCUUCAUGAAGGAAAUGGAAGGUCUCCUGUGACCUGUCAUAGUCCUAGUCAGCUUUCCUGCCCCUCUGAACACAGAUCAGACCACCGCGGAGGGAGGAGAAGGAAAGGUCCUCCUGCAAGCAAUGAAAGGGCUCGCAUGACAGGGAAUAGUUCCUUACCCACAGGUUAACUUGCCAGUAUGCUCUGAAUAGAGACCACUGCAGAUGAGGUGUGGCUGGGGACCUCCUUUCAGAGCUAGUAUGUCCACUUGGUGGAAGGAAGUUGAAGAAGGUCAUGUUGCUUCCCCUCGGGUCCUCCCCCUUCCUUGGAGGGAGUUAAUGGUACUCUGGGGAGGGGAGCGUGGGAGCGGGGGGUGACUAUGCUCUGCCUGAAUCCCUGCACAUCCUGAAUGCUCUGGUGAGGGUAGCGGAACAGGUUUUUAAGGAGCCGGAAAAGUGUUAGCAGCAUUUCAUACGCAUAUGGUUGUCCAGUUUUUAUUUUCUGUACUGUUCUUUUCUGUAAAUAUUUUAUAAUCCUCUUUUUUAGUUGCAGUGAGAUUGAUCAAUCAUCUUUCUUCCAGGGCAGUCAGGGAGGUAAUUCGUUGCAUAUACUGUACACUGGAAUUUUGCACCCUAUCCCCUUUACGGUCAUCUUGAUGGCUUUUCAUCGGCCGGGGAAACUUCAUUUUGUCUUGUGAAAGACAAUAAAUGUUCAGUGUAUCAAAA
This is a messenger RNA of Aquila chrysaetos chrysaetos, 2810 nucleotides long. RefSeq names its product WW domain binding protein 11 (gene WBP11). The transcript is spliced from 12 exons. Bases 189 to 2138 code for a protein of 649 amino acids. NCBI's taxonomy places the organism in Eukaryota, Metazoa, Chordata, Aves, Accipitriformes, Accipitridae. Gene Ontology annotation, cellular component: spliceosomal complex. Gene Ontology annotation, biological process: mRNA cis splicing, via spliceosome. The record is from RefSeq and is a predicted model, not a curated record.